AGAUUAGAAGAUUUUAGACUAUUUUUAGCUGAAAAUCUGAUGGUUGGUGGAAAAAAAAUCUUUUUAGAGGAUCGUUCAGAAAAAUAUUUUACACCUACAAGAUUAAAAACUAUUAGAUGAGUUAAUUUUUAUAAAAAUAAAAUAAAAAGAGGAUUUGUACCAAACCAUAAAAACAGAAUACCUUCCUUAUUAAAGAAUAACUUUUUCAUAUUUAGAAAAUGAAAUAUGGCUUUCUUUAAAACAAAUAACAACUUAAUUAGAUACUUCCUAGUAAAUUUAAGAAGAAAAUACCUUAAAUUAAGUAAUAUACCUACUUAUAACAUUAGACUUUUAAAAAAAUUAGUUAGAUUACAAAAAAUAUUAUUUAAUUCAUUAAAAUUGCUUAAUUUUAAUAAAUCUAAAUUUAAUAGCUUAAAUCUAAACUUAAGAAAUUUUGGUUUAAUUAGUUUAAUUGAAAAAUUGUAUAACAAAAAGGUAGAAAUUAAUUUAGUUGAAUUAAGAUCUAUACAUUUAAACAGUGACGUUUUUUCAUCAGCAGUAGCUCUAAAAUUAAGAGAUAGGAAAAAUAAAGCAGUAAGAGUUUUAAGAAAAGCUAUCUUACAAAUGGUAAGAAUACCUGAUUUACAUACACUUAUAACAUUCGAUGAUAAUAUUGAAGCAAUGAAUAAAAACAAUAUUAUAAACACUAUAAAACAACAAGUAGUAAGUGGUGUAAGAUUUGAAGCAUCAGGUAGAUUAACAAGACGUUUAACUGCUAUGAGAGCAGUAUUUAAGUAUAGAUAUGCAGGUAGCUUAAAAAACAUACGUUCCUCAUUUAAUAAUAAAUCAUCUACUAUGCUAAGAGGUUACGCUAAAUCUAAUGUACAAUAUACCCUUAUUAAUUCUAAGACAAGAAAUGGUACUUUUGGGUUAAAGGGUUGAGUUAGCAGUCAUUAAUUAAUGCUAACUAGAUUUUUCACAUUUUAUAGAACAAUAUAUUUACUUAAUAUUGUGUAUAUCUUUAUAUACCUACAGCUAUAUUAGUUGUAUUUUUAUCUAGUCCCUGAUGGGUAGAAAAAAGAACAUGUUCUUUUUUUUUUCAACCCUUUUUUUAUUUUUUUCGACGUAAUUUCGAGUCUUCGAAUUUACUAAAAAAAGAUAAGAGGACUAGUAGUAAUUAUAAAAUAUAAAAGUAUAAAAUUACUACUUCUAUGCCGAAAAAAAGGAUAGACCGCAACAGAUAUCCAUUAUCUGUUGGAAGGCAUAUAA
Molecule: messenger RNA, 1248 nt
Organism: Bipolaris maydis ATCC 48331
Lineage: Eukaryota; Fungi; Ascomycota; Dothideomycetes; Pleosporales; Pleosporaceae
Source: RefSeq, a predicted model, not a curated record